AGACGCAGAGAGAAAAAGGGGGAAGGAGGAGCUUAUCCAGAAACCAAACUUUCACAUGAAGAAGCUCUGAAGGAGAAAGAAAACCUUCAAAAUUCGAAGAAGAUGGGUCUUCUCUGUUUCAAUUCUCUCACUCCUCUCUCUUCUUCAUCUCCUCCAAGGCUUCAACUUUCGUCUUUCGCUUCACCAGUUUUCAGCCUUAAACCCAACAAGAACAGAGUCUUUCUCAGUGCUUACAGUUUGAGCAAUAGCCAUGGAAGAUCACCAAUUGUGAAGGCAGCUGCUUCUGGCGUGGACGGAGCUGAGCCCGAGAGCAACGAGGAAGCACCUAAGACUGUUGCUGUUGCUGCUGCUGUCUCAGUGGAUAAACUACCAUUGGAAUCAAAAGAAGCUAAAGAGAAGCUUCUGCUAGAACAGAGGAUGAAGAUGAAGCUGGCCAAGAAGAUUAGGCUACGGAGGAAACGUCUGGUUCGUAAGCGUAAGUUGAGGAAGAAGGGUCGUUGGCCACCUUCCAAGAUGAAGAAGCUCAAGAAUGUUUGAUGAUCAUCACUCUUUGCUCUCUUCUAUUAUUCAACUCUUUUUUUUUUGUAAUGUUGUUUUGUAUAAGCUGGAUUAAAUCUCAAGCUGAGUUCUUUAAAAGGAUCUAUUACAAAGA
Molecule: messenger RNA, 652 nt
Organism: Raphanus sativus (radish)
Lineage: Eukaryota; Viridiplantae; Streptophyta; Magnoliopsida; Brassicales; Brassicaceae
Product: 50S ribosomal protein 5, chloroplastic
Exons: 2
Coding region: 103-537 (144 amino acids)
Source: RefSeq, a predicted model, not a curated record